Messenger RNA from Aspergillus neoniger CBS 115656, 609 nucleotides. RefSeq lists its product as uncharacterized. The transcript has 2 exons. Lineage: Eukaryota; Fungi; Ascomycota; Eurotiomycetes; Eurotiales; Aspergillaceae. The record is from RefSeq and is a predicted model, not a curated record. The coding region runs from base 1 to 498 and encodes 165 amino acids.
AUGGACAUGGCUCUGAAAUGGCAAUCGCGUUCUUUAGGUGGGCUCCCUACCAUGGCGGAUAUCUCGAGCACGACUUCAUCCGAUCUGCCGAAGCAAUUGUCCCAGGCCAAGAAAGCGGCAAUCGACGGUAAAAUCGGCAAGACCACCGUGCUAGUCGUGAGUCUUGUCGAUGUAGAAAUGAUUGAACGCGGUGAGCGUCAAAGCCGCAACAUGAAUUAUACGUCCUUUGCACAUUGUUUUGUUCUGGCUAUAGGAAGAGAGGGUUUCCGGGUAUACCAAGCAUGGGGUGAGCACGGCUACCGCCUGGACGAGUACUUGAAGCGGGGCGGUUCACAACUUCGAUCCUGGAAAGAGGCGACAGCUUUCCUGAAGAGUUUUCGGAAACUUGCUAUUAUUCGGCGGCGCCUGCAGGCUCCCCUCGUUCCUGUGUAUCGACCAUGGGUGAGAACCUUCGAGAUCAACGAUGUUCGAUUGGAGGAUAUCAAGAAGUUCAGAUAGAGACAUUUGGUGUGAUAAUUACCAGGAAUGAGCUUGCAUGAGAUCGCGGUAAUGCUCAGAUGAUUCAUUACGCGUUAUAUUUACAGUUCAGUUGUUCACAUGAUUCCUCGC